Adineta steineri is the source of this 1518-nucleotide messenger RNA. The record is from the annotation of a GenBank genome assembly. Lineage: Eukaryota; Metazoa; Rotifera; Eurotatoria; Adinetida; Adinetidae.
AUGGGUUGCAUAUUUUCAAGAUGUUUUCCUCGUGAUCCAUUAAAAUCGUCACCACAUCCUACACGCAAAGUUUUCGAACUUUCUAACAUCCGAGAACCGAAUCCACAUGCGUAUGAAAAAGAACCAAUUAUAACAUCAAUAGUACCGGAACCACCUGAGCCAGAAGAUCAAUCACAUGCACAACGUCAUAUCCCUAUAUAUAUUGCCAUAGAAUCCUAUCAUAGUACAAAACCUAAUGAAAUAUCAUUCGAAAUCGAGGAUGAGAUGAAAUUGAUUGAAGAAAUCAAUUCUUAUGAGUUACGUGUUCAUCAUUUACGAUCGGGUCAUUCUGGUAUCAUAUCAAAAACAUAUGUUCGACUCGAUGUAGAAACUCCACUUCGAUUAGGUAUAUAUGGUCUUGGUAUCAUACAACAAUGUCUUGUACGACAUAAUGUACUAGGUGCUUAUGUUAUUCGAAAUAGUGCAAGUAGUCCAAAUGCAUUUGUCUUGACUAUUUUACAAGGUAAUGAGCAACAUAACACUUUAACUUGGGAUUAUCUAAUAUGGAUCAAUUCAUCAAAUAAAUGUUUCUAUUUUCCUCAAGAAGUAACACUUCAACAUACGUUUUUUCCAUCAUUUCGACAACUUAUAAAUGAUAAACGUGUACGUUCUGUUAUUCCUUUAACAGACAUAUUGCCAUAUUCAAUUGAAUUUGAUGAAAAAAUUUGGAAUAUACCGUUUGAUGACUUGAAAAUUGAAGAGAAAAUUAGUGGAGGUUAUUUUGGUGAAGUAGCACGUGCUAAUUGGCAUAUAAAAGAUAGAAUAAUUCCAAUAGCUGUAAAAAAACUACAUGUAAAUGGAGUCAAUAAAGCAGUUGAACGAGAAAUUGAUGCAAUGAAAAAUUUAACAAAUUUACAUAUCAUAUCAUUAUAUGGUAUUUCACAAAGUCCAGGUACGAAUCAACUUCUUAUAAUAACUGAAUUUAUGCAAAAUGGAGAUUUAAAAGCAUGGUUGAAAAAAUUACCAAAUUUACCUGAAUUUUCUGUUUUAUUAUCUUUUGCAAAAGAUAUUGCAACUGGUAUGGCUUAUUUAGAACAUCGAAAUUAUGUUCAUCGUGAUUUAGCUUGUCGCAAUAUUCUUCUUAGUCGAUGUAGUAAGAAAGUAAAAAUUGGUGAUUUUGGAUUAUCAACUAUUAUAGAUACGAAUGAUACGGGUCGACGUGAAGAGGCUCUUUCACAAAAACUACCAACACGUUGGUUAGCACCUGAAUUACUCAAUGAUCAAGCUGCUUAUUCAAUUAAAUCAGAUAUCUGGGCAUUUGGCAUUGUACUGAUUGAAAUUUGGUUAAAAGGUGAAGAUCCUUAUGCAGAAAAUAUUCAUGCAUGGAUUCAAUCAGCUGUAAGCACUGGACAUGUUCACGAGAAGCCAGAUUUAUGUCCAAAUGAUUUCUAUGAAAAAAUCAUAUGUGAAUGUUUGAAAUUUCAAGCAAAUGAUCGACCAACUUUUUCAAAUUUAAGACAAUCAUUAGGCAAGUGGUAA